Amoebophrya sp. A120 is the source of this 538-nucleotide messenger RNA. NCBI's taxonomy places the organism in Eukaryota, Dinophyceae, Syndiniales, Amoebophryaceae. The record is from the annotation of a GenBank genome assembly.
GCAAAAAUGCAAAAAAUGAACGAAAAAAAGCCGACACGAAAAUGAGCAAAAAUCACGCGCCCGCCAUACCGUGCGGGGUAACAUUAGGCGCGACGGUAUGGCGCGCCAAAAUUUUUGGAUUCUCGCGCGACCGCCCCCGCGCAGCCCGUGCACCGCCCGACCCGCCCCUUGAGGGGGCGGCCGAACCCGAGCCCGGCCCUCGGCUCAAGAAGAAGGCUUUGCGCCUCCCGUUUUCGCGCGGCCGCCGAAAUGCGCGCGUCGCGAUUUUUGCUUUGCAACACGAAGAACGCAACGAUUGAUUACCGUAUCGCCCGACCGGGCGCGGAAUUCAUAUAGAGUCAGUCCGAAGUAAAAGUAAAUUCGCGUGCACGACCUAUGUGAGUAGUUUGUUUGUUAGUACAUACACAUGGCAGUAAACAUAGUAUGAGAGGACCAUCAUGGGAAGAGCUGCAAGACCGUGCAUCGCACGAGACGAAGUGAGAACAAUCUUUGCUGCAUCAAGGAGCCGCUGCAUUCUAGAAGGCUGUGUAAAAUAGAG